AUGAAAGUGAAUCCGAAUUGUGCGGGGGCCGGGGAUCGUGCAAGUGAAGAUGAUGAAAACGUUGCCUUCAGGCCACUUGAAGAGGCAGCUCAAGCAGGGGAAGAUCUGCGGAUUCCUCGGAAAGCUCACAUUUCCAGGAAACGUAAAAUUGAAACAAACCGUGGAAAUCAAAAACGAAGUAAACGGGGCUCGAAAGAUCCAAAACUGCUCAGUGCUUGGGACAGAAUUAAGCAAUACAAGAACGAACAUUUGACUGUUGUUAACGGGAAGCUCCGCUGUGAUGCUUGCAAAGAGAUUAUUUCAAAGAAGAAAAAAAGUUCGAUUAAAAAGUAUGUCCUCACCAAUAAACAUUCAACGGGAAAGAAAACCAUCGAGGCAAGUAAAAUUAGACAGCAGUCUAUUGUUGAUGUAUUGCGAAGUAUUGUUGCGAAAGUUCACCCGAAAGGAGAAACUCUUCCUAAUGAAAUGCGUUUAUUUCGGUAUGAUCUUGUGGAAAUGUGUUUGAAAGCAGGAAUACCAAUUGCCAAAAUUGAUGUUAUGAGGCCAUUUCUGGAAAAAUAUGGGCACCGUUUAACUUCAAGUGUUCAUCUUUCAGAAACCAUCCCACUCGUGUUGGAUAAAGGAGACUCUGAAAACUGA
Paramuricea clavata is the source of this 639-nucleotide messenger RNA. The record is from the annotation of a GenBank genome assembly. Lineage: Eukaryota; Metazoa; Cnidaria; Anthozoa; Malacalcyonacea; Plexauridae.